Oncorhynchus gorbuscha (pink salmon) is the source of this 3258-nucleotide messenger RNA. Its product is annotated as janus kinase and microtubule-interacting protein 1-like. Gene Ontology annotation, molecular function: microtubule binding; GABA receptor binding; kinase binding. The transcript has 22 exons. Lineage: Eukaryota; Metazoa; Chordata; Actinopteri; Salmoniformes; Salmonidae. The record is from RefSeq and is a predicted model, not a curated record. Bases 561 to 2960 code for a protein of 799 amino acids.
AAGCCGACGUCAUGUGUAGGCGUGGCGUGUGACAGCGUGCCGGGUGUGCCUUGAGAAACCCACAGCAGAACAGUAAAUCCAGUCUGGCCACCACGUUAACGUUUUAGUGGAAUUUAGCCUACAUUUUGCUCAACGUUACCCUCUGCUGCUAGUUAAAAAGGGGUUAAUUAAUAACAGGCUACUUGAGAGGAUAAGUUUGUAACUUACCUGCCCGACUGCGGAAAAAAGAGAACGCCCAGCUGCACAGCAUCUCUCAAAUCGAGGUGAGGUGUGCGCUCUCUCUCUCGGACCGAUGCCGAGGCACCGCUGCCGUAGUGGGUGAGAACCAGUCGAACAGAAACGUUUGACAUCUCUGUCGGAGCCCCAAACAGACAAGGCUACCUCCCACUUGAUGACAGACAACAUUUAAGACAGACGGGGAUCCCCAACCAAUGAUGUAGAUGAGGAUGAUGAAGGUACAUAUGGAAGGCUGUGUGGGGAGGAAGAGCAACGCCUGAGUCUCCUCUCCUCCACUUUCAUCCACUCUGAGCCGUACCGUCUAAUUGGGUGGACGGAGCACAAUGUCAGCCCCGCAUCCCAAGAAGAUGCGCGGAAAGGAGAGGACUGAGGUCGUGGGUGACUUUGCACAGACAGCCAAUGAGGAGUUUCGGAACAAGCUGAUGGACCUCCAGAUAGAAAUGCAGCAGGAGAAGGGCAAGGUCUCUAAGCUGAGAGAGCGUCUCCAGGAGCAGAGGCAAGCCAGGGAGCUAGAACAACACAAACACACGGUGGUCCUCACCGACCUCCGCGCCAAACUGCACGAGGAGAAGCUCCGUGAGCUGGCCGCUGCCCGCGAGGUGUUGGCACGUCAACACGAGUUGGAGCUGGCGCGUACCAUUAAGAUCCGCGACGGGGAAGUGCACCGGCUGCAGGGGCUGGUCCACGCACUGAGGGACGGGGCUGCGGACAAGCUGAAGAGUGCCCUGCUAGGGGAGGCCCGGGAGGAGGCCAGGAGGGCCUUCGAUGGGGAGAGACUCAGACUACAGCAGGAGGUCCUGAAGCAGGAGACAGCACGGAAGCAGGUUGAGGAGGCUCUGUCUAACACGCUGCAGGCGGACAAGGCCAAAGCAGCCGACCUCCGAGCAGCCUACCAGCAGCACCAGGAUGAGAUCAAUCGCAUCAAGAGAGACUGCGAGAGAGACAUCCGCCGGGUGAUGGAUGAGCUGAAGGGGAAGGACCGUGUGGUGUCAGCGUUGGAGAGGGAGCUGGGGGUGCAGGCUGGUUAUGCCCAGAAGCUCCAGCUGCAGAAGGAGGCUCUGGAUGAGCAGCUGGGUCAUGUCAGGGAGGCAGAGAGGCAUCACAGCAGCCCCAAGAGAGAGGUGGUCCCUGCCCUGGGGGACACCUCUGACUACCUCAACAACCAGGAUGUGGAAGAUAUUCGGGAUGCGAGGAGGUCCCAGCUGAAGAUAGCUGAGCUCCACUCUGUUACCAGGAAGCUGGAGGACAGAAACACCCUGCUGGCAGAUGAGAGGAAUGAACUGAAGGAGAAUGUUCGCACUCGUUCCCAGCAGCCUCACCCCCAGCAGCUGAAGAGGCCUACCUCCCUGACAGACCUAAGUCAGGCCCACGAGGAACAGGAAGUAGAGUUCCUUAAGCUGCAGGUUGCCGAGCAACAAGGCAUCAUUGAUGAGCUCACGCAGGAAUGUGACAGACUGAUGCUCUGCAAAAAGACCCGGAGGAAACCCCUCAAGCUACCACCUAAAAGGCAUGUUGUGGAGACAUAUUUUGGAUUUGAUGAUGAGUCUGUGGACUCUGAGACGUCGUCUCUGACCUCUUAUAACACUGACCUCACAGACUGCACCCCUGCCACGCCCGAGGAGGACCUGGAGGACGGUGUCUCUCGUGAAGAGUCAGAGCUGCGCUUCAGACAACUGACCAGAGAGUACCAGGCUCUCCAGCGGGCCUACGCCCUCCUACAGGAACAGACUGGGGGGUCACAGGAUGCUGAGAGAGUGGCCAGGAACCGUGAGCAGCUGCAGGCGGAUCUGAUUGGGUGCCAGGCGAAGAUCGCCGACCUGGAGAAGGCAUUGGCUGAGAGGGGGCAGGACUCUAAGUGGGUGGAGGAGAAGCAGUACCUCAUCAGGACCAAUCAGGAACUCCACGACAAGAUGUGUGUGUUACAGCAAGCUGAGUGGAAGCUGCAGGCGGCGGUACAGGACUCGAGGGACCAGAAUGAGCUGCUGGAGUUCAGAGUGCUAGAGCUGGAAGAGAGGGAACACAGGCUUCCAGCCAUGGGAUUCCACAUGACUACCUUCUCAGAGAACAGCAACAGCGCUCUGCAGAUCUUCUGUCACCAGGAGGGAAUCAAGGACGUGGUUAUUCCAGAUCUGAUGAAGAAAUUGGAUAUCCUGGGAGAUAAUGGAAACUUGCGUAACGAGGAGCAGAUUGUUGUCAUCCAGGCUGGGACGGUUCUGUCAAUGUGUGAGAAGUGGUUAAAGCAGAUCGACAGCACAGAGGCAGCCUUGACCCAGAGGAUGAUUGACCUGGAGAAUGAGACGGACCAGUUCAGUAAGCAGAAGGGUUUCAUGGAGGAGGAGCUGGACUACAGGAAGCAGGCCCUGGAUCAGGCCUACAUGAGGAUCGCAGAGCUGGAGGCGACUCUGUAUAGCGCUCUGCAGCAGGAGCCGGGGGGGCGUGCGGUCGCAGAGUCUCUGUCGGACAGGCAGAGGGAGGAGCUGGGGCUCGCCGUGGACAAACUGCGGAGACAGAUACUCAGGCAGAGUCGCCAGUAUGACAGUCAGAUCUUACAGGAGCGCCUGAAGCUCCUACAGCAGGCCCAGCAGAGAAUAAGACAGUUGGAAGGCAUGAUUGACAUGCAAAAGAGACAAGUCAAGGAAAUUGAAGAAAAGCUUUUAUUAUUGGGCCUUAAUGACAGUGACACGGGCCGCCAUCAGGUGCUAAGGCGCUCAGGUGGAGAGUGAGGAAGAAACACACAUGUUUUUUUUUUAAUGCUUUUUUUUUUAGAUGGUUCACAAACCUUAUGGCUUUUUUUUGAUAAACAUGCACUUUUAACCUGGGAUGCAGAACAUAACAAAACCAUGACUUUGAAAAGUGAACAAAUCCCAGAGACAUAUAAAGAGAGGUAUAUCAGUGUUUUUUAAUAGAAAGGAAGUCUCGCCGACAGUUUCUGCAAGUGGAACAAUUAGCCAAACUCUAACGUGAGUUCUAAAAAGCAUAAACAUUGUGGCGGCAACACUGAAGCGGGUCAAUAAGGACAAC